AUGGCGGCGGCGGCGGCGGCGGUGGAGUCGUGCGUGGUAAAGUGCGCCGACGUUCCGCGCGACGUCGAGAACGCGACGGCGGACAGGGCGGGCGGGCCGCGCGCGGCCGCGCCGCGUCGGCAGGCCGAGCUCUACCGAUUUCGCGCCACCGACCUGGUGUACUACGCGUCCUUGAUCGCUUUCUUUUUCGCGGACGUAGCAACAGACAGCAUUGUAUGUGUGGAAUACCUUUUGCAAGGCCGCUCAACGUGGGGAUGCUUUGCAAUGGGUUUCACCGUCUUACCCGCUUGUGUUACCCAACUAUUUAGUUUGAGAUGGCAUCGCAGCGACGGUUCCCUGCGGACUGUUCACUGGUUGUUGCACUUGCUGCUACUCGGCUUCUUGCACAGGUACUUGACUUUGUUUUGCAUCGCGCUGCAUUCUUUGAGAAAUAAGUCGACCUUCAGCAAGGACAAGAAUUGGGUGUAUCGGCAAGAAAGCGAUAUAUGUAUGUUGCACUUGUUUGAAUCGUUCAUGGGGGCUGCUCCACAGUUGAUAUUGCAGCUGUAUAUUAUUGUGAUUUUGAACCAUGCGCCACUUUCGACGAGUGCCUCCGCCGUAGCUUCCUUCUGCUCCCUGACGUUGGCCGUGAGUACAUACGUGAGGGCCAUGCAUAAUAUAAAUCGCGAACGCAGCAACGCGACUUGGGUUGCUCUCGCUCUUCAGGCUCUCUGGCGCGGCGGUAUGCUGCUGUCCAGAAUCGGAGUUCUGGUACUAGCGGCUGUCUGUCUGGGAACGUGGUUCUUCUUGUUCCUAGGGCUGCAUUGGUUUUUUAUGACUGCUUGGGUGAUCCUACAAAAGACAGAGUUCUGUCCUACCAUAUGGGAGGAGCGCAUCUACAAUUGCAUUAUCGGACUAAUCUAUUGCUUCGACUUCUUCAACCUGCGCGAUGGCAGAUCGCGUUACCGCGUGCUCUUCUUUUACUCGGUGAUCACGGCACAGAAUCUGGUCUUCCUGAUCGCGUACACGUUGCGUUUCAAGGACACUGUUGCGAGCGAUACGAUGAUCGCGAUCGCGACCGUAAUAAUCGGCUGUUUGCUCGUCGGCCUGGUGAGCAUGUCGUUGUAUUAUGGCAAGUUUCACCCAUCAAGAACGGUGGCGAGCGUCUCUCGAAAUAUCAGCGAGCAUUCUACCGCUACAAAGGUUGACACACCCAGGUCCUUGAAGCUGUUUCAUCGCGGCUCCUUGGUGUCGUUGCAUCACUCCAUCGACAUCUCGCCGAGGACUGAGGAGAUGCCCACCGACAAGCAAUCUUUGCUUACGAAUAUCGCGCAAAUUUCCGAUUGUGCGGAGGAGGGCAUCGUCAAUCGCAACUACAGUUCGGAAACCGAGUCGAACGCGAGCGCGGUGCGUGUCUCUACCGAGUGCGAGCACAGUCGCGUCGGCACCAAGCACAAGGAAGAGGUCGCGUCGUCCAACGACAAUCCGGACAACGCGCUUAUCAGCAGCGCGCCAUUGAAUUCUCUGUAUCAGGGCUUGCCCGACAUCGACUCGUCCCGAAAACGCCGCGGCAUUUACGAGCACGACAUCACGCCGCAAUUAGACUGGCACGCGCCGGACAUAUUGAACAUUGAUCUGGACCAGUUCGGCAGUCUCGACAACUCCGAGCGGAGCAAUUCUCUCACGCUGGAUUCCUGCAGUAAAGUAAUCGGCGCGUUAGACGCUAUCAAGAACAGAGGAAAGCUGACGACCCCGACGCCGUUGGAGAGCAGCAGGAUAUUCGAUAUAGAGAAGGUGUCGAAGGACCUGCAGCAACAGCAGCGGGACGAGACGAUGAGCUGCGUAACGUCCAUCCACGACUACGAGAACGUGUGCCCGCUAGGAAUCGCACGGCCGCCUUGGUGCAUCCGCAGUUGGAAAGGCUACACAGACAUCGAGACGUAUAUUCACGACGAUAGCGUGGUGCGCGAUCGGCGGCGGGACACUCUGACGAGCACGACCGGUACAACGUACAGCUCGGAAUACUCCGACGGCAUGAUUUCGCGAGGGAUAUUAAAGCAGGACGAUUACGCGGAUGCUCUGACUUACGACCUGGUAGAGUCGAAGGGCAAUAAGUCGUCUUACAGCGAUAGCACGUUCUCCACGUCCGCCGUGGACGAUCAAAACGCCAGUCUAUACGUAGCCAAACCGGUGGUGUUCGACGACCGAGGUGGCAUGCUCGCGUUGGAUACAAUUUUGGAGGAGCAUGACGACUCGUCAUUGACGGACGAGCAGUUUCAACAUGGGACGGAACUAUCGCGCGACUCCGCGAGCACCCUGGUGAGCACGAUAGAUCAGAUCAGGCGGUAUACAGCGGAAAAUUCGCCGCGACAUAUCUACCACACCACUGGAACUCAGUGGGAAGACCUGAAUCCCAAGAACUUGGUGGCGCGGGCGCGCUUUGCCAAAGUGUUGUUCGACAAUGAUCUCAGAAACUCCUCAGCGACGACUGGUUCGAUCGAUCUGGCCGCACGGGACGUUGAGAAACGCGAGAUAGACGCGAUUAGAGAGUUCGUUCGAUGCUGUGCGAUAGAGUCCAUCAAGAAGACGCCCUUGAUAGAUGCUAUUUUGUCAGACUCGCCGAUUUUGGGCAGCAGGGCGAGCAAACUCGUGCGACAGGUCACGUUUGUGGAUCGUAAAAACGAUUUUGACGCAAACGAGAGUGACUUGUAUGUCGAAAUGAGGCCGUUGGUGUCUGUCGAGAACGGCGAGAAUUCGUGCCAGACCAGACCCGCCGACGCGAAGAUCGCCGAGGCGGAGAGCGUCGCCAAGAGAAGCGAUCUUUCCAUGAUAUCGAAAAAAUCGCCAGACAAAGAAAAUCUGUCGCCGAUCUUGUCAAACAAUAACGAGCAGAUUAAUAAUAUAUACGAUAGCAGGGACAGUAAUGAUAGGCACGCCUGGACCAUAGAAAGAGACGAAAAGAGCGACAAAUCGUUAUGCAACAUGCGUUUCAACCUGAAGGAGAAGAGGCACUUAUUUCUAGAGCAGGUUCUCUCGCCGGUUCCAAAACUCUGGAACAAACGUAUCUCCUUUCAUCCGAGCACCAAAAAUUUAUAGUGAACGGGCUUCUCGCUUCGGUCACUUGUGUUUUGUUGCUGAAGAUCGACUCGAAACUCAUUUUGUGUAUCAAAUAUUUUAUAGUAGUAUUUACAACGAGUUUUGGUACGUAUUACGGCACAUUUGCAGCGAUUUUGAUUCACGUUUUACAACUGAAUCAAGUGGAACAACUCACUUUUAUCGAACCAAAAAUUUCUAACAAAGGACUUUCCGAUUUCUUUAUACUCGGCACUGUUGUCUUUCAUAGAUGAAAAUUGAGUGUCAGCUCAGUUUUAUCUUGCUCAAGUGCUUUUUUCAUUUAUGUUUUAUUAUAGGUAAUCUUUAUAAGAUUUUUUUUAUAGGAAUUUUCUCUUGCGUCGCAAGUUCGUGAGAUACGCGAUAAAAAAGUAAUCGUGAUCUGUCAUAGUACUGGAUCGUCUUUUAUGAAAAUAUUAGUUUUGCUGCGAACGUUAUUCGGUUACAGAUAAUAAUUUACUGCGGAAAAGAGUUGAGAAAAACACACCACAGUACAAAUAUUGCAAUAUAUAUAACGUCACUCGUUAAUUAGGCACGCAUCUUAACUUUUAUCCAUGACUAAGCUGCAUCGCGUUUACCUUUACAAAUGGCAUGAACGCGAUGUAAGCGUGUGAUACGCGCCGUCCGAUUGUUGUGAGAGAUAAAGCUAUAACGACUUAAGUCUGCGCUUUUGCGAUCAGUGUAUAUAAAAUGACUUAUUGUACAUCUCGUACCGAGAUUAUUUUUGUACGCAAUUUUUUACUAUAUACAAUAAAGAGACUCUGUGUAGUGAAAAAUCUGAGACCAACCACUAAUAA
Messenger RNA from Vollenhovia emeryi, 3887 nucleotides. RefSeq lists its product as uncharacterized. The record is from RefSeq and is a predicted model, not a curated record. Gene Ontology annotation, biological process: engulfment of apoptotic cell; phosphatidylserine exposure on apoptotic cell surface; apoptotic process involved in development. The coding region runs from base 1 to 3075 and encodes 1024 amino acids. Gene Ontology annotation, cellular component: plasma membrane. NCBI's taxonomy places the organism in Eukaryota, Metazoa, Arthropoda, Insecta, Hymenoptera, Formicidae. The transcript has 6 exons.